UAAGCGUUCCGCUUGGUCUUCCCUAGUUGAGAAGAGCCAGUCGUAGCGUCACUCCGAUCAAUUUCAUUUAUUUAAAUAUAUUUGUAAGUGCUGGUUUAAUAUUUCUUUCAACAAGAUGCCUUUAAAAUUUGAACUUUGCCCGGGUCGGAUGAUCGGAGCCAACCACCCAUGCUUCAUUAUUGCCGAAAUAGGACAAAACCACCAGGGAGACAUCGAGGUCGCUAAGAAAAUGAUCAAAAUGGCAAAGGACUGUGGUGCCGACUGUGCCAAGUUCCAGAAGAGUGAGCUGGAGUACAAGUUUAACAAACGUGCUUUAGAGCGUCCUUACAAGACAAAGAACUCAUGGGGGGAAACUUAUGGUGAUCACAAGCGCCACCUAGAGUUCAGCCAUGAGCAGUACAGGGAGCUGCAGAAGUAUGCAAAGGAGAUUGGGAUUUUCUUCACCGCCUCGGGAAUGGAUGAGAUGGCGGUAGAAUUCCUCCAUGAGUUGAAUGUGCCUUUCUUCAAAGUGGGCUCAGGAGACACCAACAACUUUCCUUACCUGGAGAAAACGGCCAAGAAAGGACGUCCCAUGGUGGUAUCCAGUGGGAUGCAGUCCAUGGAGACGAUGCGUAAAGUGUACAAAACAGUGAAGGAGCACAACCCAAAUUUUGCCAUCCUGCAGUGUACCAGUGCCUACCCCCUUGAGGCGGAGGAUGUCAACCUUAGAGUGAUCACAGAAUACCAGAAAGAAUUUCCCGAUAUUCCAAUCGGGUAUUCUGGCCAUGAGUCAGGAAUCUACAUUUCAGUGGCAGCUGUUGCUCUGGGGGCAAAGGUCAUAGAGCGUCAUAUCACACUGGAUAAGACAUGGAAGGGAAGCGACCACGAAGCAUCUCUAGAGCCGUCUGAGCUAGUCGAGUUGGUUCGUUCCAUUCGACUGGUGGAGAAGGCACUAGGAAGUGGCCUCAAAAAGAUGUUACCCUGUGAGAAGCCGUGUCACGAUAAGCUCGGGAAGUCAGUUGUGGCCAAAGUGAAGAUAACCAAAGGAACUGUCCUGAGUCUGGACAUGUUGGCAGUGAAGGUAGCCGAGCCCAUGGGAGUAGCGGCCGAAGACAUCUUCCAUUUGGUUGGCAAGACUGUCACAGAGGAUGUAAAUGAGGAUGAGAGCGUCUCACCAGAUGUGGUGGAAUGCUAUGGAAAGAAAGCCAAGUGCUGUGGAUAGAUGAGACGUUUGGGAUGGGAAGAGAAGCACUUAAUUGGUGAGGACCAUAAUCACGUGGGCAUAACUUGGUGAAUGAAUGAUUGACUUUCAUACAGGUUUAUAAAUCAGAAUAAAGAUGAUCUUUACAGUUUUCUGAGGUGGCAAGAGCCCAAAUUGGGCCGUUCCCAGAAACAAGCAGACUGAAGAAAUACUAAUUAACAACUGUAAUGUACUGUAAUGAAAAGCCAAUAUCACAAACAAUGGAGGAUGCGUCUUUCCUCAACAAGGUGCACUUAAAGGUCACAUCUCGCAUUUUUUUCUAUAAUUCAAUGUCUGUUUGUGACUAAUAAAAACGGAAUAUGCACAUGCUCGAAGUCAUUGUAUUAUUU
Messenger RNA from Corythoichthys intestinalis (scribbled pipefish), 1569 nucleotides. Its product is annotated as sialic acid synthase-like. The record is from RefSeq and is a predicted model, not a curated record. Gene Ontology annotation, biological process: carbohydrate biosynthetic process. The transcript has 6 exons. Bases 116 to 1201 code for a protein of 361 amino acids. Gene Ontology annotation, molecular function: N-acylneuraminate-9-phosphate synthase activity. NCBI's taxonomy places the organism in Eukaryota, Metazoa, Chordata, Actinopteri, Syngnathiformes, Syngnathidae.